Molecule: messenger RNA, 1089 nt
Organism: Labrus bergylta (ballan wrasse)
Lineage: Eukaryota; Metazoa; Chordata; Actinopteri; Labriformes; Labridae
Product: histone H2A-like
Biological process (GO): heterochromatin formation
Cellular component (GO): chromatin; nucleosome
Molecular function (GO): protein heterodimerization activity; DNA binding; structural constituent of chromatin
Source: RefSeq, a predicted model, not a curated record
AUAUACGGAAGUUGCAUAAUAAAGUUCCGCUCCUGAUUGGACGAUACAACAUACGCUAGCUUUGUCCAAUAACGUGUCAGCUAGGCGGAGCAAUAAGAAUAUAUAAACAGAGAGUCGACGGUGAUAAAAUAAUUCACAUUUCUUUACAGAAAAGAAAUUAAUAUCGAACAUGUCAGGAAGAGGAAAGACCACCGGGAAGGCCAGGGCAAAGGCGAAGAGCCGGUCAUCUCGGGCCGGGCUUCAGUUCCCUGUCGGCCGGGUCCACAGACUGCUGAGGAAGGGGAACUACGCUCAGCGUGUCGGCGCCGGAGCUCCCGUCUACCUGGCGGCGGUGCUUGAGUACCUGACGGCUGAGAUCCUGGAGCUGGCUGGAAAUGCAGCCCGUGAUAACAAGAAGACCAGGAUCAUCCCCCGUCACCUGCAGCUGGCUGUCCGCAACGACGAGGAGCUCAACAAGCUCAUGACUAACGUCACCAUCGCUCAGGGCGGUGUGCUGCCCAACAUCCAGGCUGUCCUGCUGCCCAAGAAGGCCGAGAAAGCUGGCAAGGCCAAAUAAGUCGUCCUUGAACGCAACACCACAAAGGCUCUUUUAAGAGCCACACACACAUCCUAUCGAGUCUCUUCCUGUUACAGUGAAAAUUACGUAGUCACUAAAAAGCAAGUGCCUUCAAGUCAGGUCUUAAAAUACUUUAGGCGCUGACAGGAAAAGAAAAGUAAAUGGAGGCUUUCAAAGACUUUACAUUUUCACAUGUUAUUCUUCUUGUGUAGACUGCUUGUUUAGGUAGAUGCGCUUUACGGACACCAGACUGAAAGCGCUUAAUAUAAAUCAAUAAAUACACACAUUAAUAGAUUAGUAUAUUACUUAAAGGCUACAUAGAGUUGUUUAUCAAUCAUACAAUCUACAGUACAAGGCUUAAACUAGUUCAUCAAGUUUUCCUAACCGAACAAGAGAAGACAUAAUUCCCGGGGAGGAGAAAAACCCUGAUUCACAUUAUAACAAAUACCCUGUAGGUUACUGUCAGCAGAUACUGUAAAUAGAUGUAAUAAUAACACUGAUCAAGUCAUUUUAAAAACAAUGUACAAAUGAAA